Bemisia tabaci is the source of this 4853-nucleotide messenger RNA. RefSeq names its product protein FAM98A. NCBI's taxonomy places the organism in Eukaryota, Metazoa, Arthropoda, Insecta, Hemiptera, Aleyrodidae. The record is from RefSeq and is a predicted model, not a curated record. Gene Ontology annotation, cellular component: tRNA-splicing ligase complex.
CCCCACUUUCAUUGCCUGCCCCUGCCCCUCGCCUCCACCGUAAUCAAAUUUUCUUGUUUUGGUUUGGUCGGUCCCGGCUGCUUAUCAAUUUUCGCGUGGAUUUUAGCCGAUACACGUGCCAAAUGAACAACAUAAUAGACGCUCUAACGCAAAUUGGAUUUACUAAUGUGGACACAAAUUAUGUGAACGACAUCUUGAGUGAUGGUCCCAAGUCAGUCAAGUAUACGCAGCUGGUUGAGUGGUUGUCAAAGGAGCUGGGGUCACUUUGUGCUCUAGAUGAUCAUGUCAAUGCCAUUGCUUCGCCGGAUGACUCAAGCGCAUUUAUGCUUGAGCUUAGUGGAUUUCUCAAAGAAAUUGGUUGCAAUUACAAGUCGCUGACAGAGGGCCACAUCAAUGAUCGUCUCAACUCGCGUGAUUCACGGUUGCUUCUCCUUGAUUAUUUGAUCUCGGAGGUUGAGGCUGCAAGAAUGAUGCGAGCACACUGCCCUGAGGAAUCAAAAACUAUGUCUAUUCACUUGCAAGAAAGUAGCGUUGCGGCUGAUUUAAAGAACAUGCUAAUAACAUUGAAAUUCGCCAAGCCACCGGACAACAUAACACCAGAAGUGCUGUUUGGAAAAGUGCAAGCAAAGUUGAAGGAAGUUUUAAGUAAAGUGCCUGAUGAUCUCCUCCGCAAACCACUAUUCACUGGCGUACUCACUGACAAGCAGUGGUUUCGUCUCGCAAAAAUACAGACUGAACUUCACACCGAUUACACAAUCAGAAGAGAAAUGUUGUUGAAACGAUUGGAUGUCACCGUACUAUCAUUUGAGUGGUCAGACAAAUUGAAGAGCAAAGCACAGGUCAUCACUCAGUCUUACACGCCAAAACGGCAAGCCUUAACAUUAGAGCCGAACAUCAGUAUUGCUGAUGUACUAGCCGCCAGAGAUGACUUGACUAUAAUUGAGAAAACAUCCAGCGCCAGUGUGCGCCGCAACACUCAGUCCUCAAUCAACAAAGUAGUCAUCGGCCAGGUUCCAGACCGAGGUGGGCGCCCACAUGAGCAGCAACCACCACCGCCAGAAAUGCCAAGCUGGCAACAAAGAUCUUCUGCUCCUGGUCCAAGCUCAGUUGGAGGAACUGCAUCAACGGGUGGUGGCAGUAAUAGGGUUCAAGCCGGUUGGAAUUCUGGAGGCGGUCAAAGGCAAACAGGAGAUAACUACCAGAACAGUCGCCCGGCUGGAAAUCAAAUGAACCAAGAGUCGAGGAGCACCUAUCAUACAGAUAAACCAGCAUACCAGGACAAGGGUCCAGGAAACUUCCAAGACAACAGGAUAGGCUAUCAAGACAACCGAGGUGGCUACCAAGACCAAAGAGGUGGUUAUCAAAACAACCGAGGGGGUUACCAAGAUCACAGGGGUGGAUAUCAAGACGGACGGAGUUAUCAAGACAGUCGCGGCUAUCAGGACAAUAGAAACUACAGAGACAACAGAGGCUACCAAGAAACUAGAGCUUACCAAGAUAACAGGGGCUAUCAAGACAAUCGAAGUAAUUAUCAAGAUAACCGAGGAGGCUAUCACGACAGUCGCGGUGGGCAGAGCAAUCGAGGUGCCCCUCAACCCUUCCAGAACUCAACUAGCAACCGAGGGACGUACCAGAAUAGUAGGGGCGCCUAUCAGGACAACAGAGGCGCUCAAAACAAUUACCAAAACUUUGCUCCUAACCAUCAGACUGGCUACCAGUACAGUAACUACGGAGACGCGGCUGUUUACCAAGAGAGGAAUAACUUCCAAGACCCUAGGCAGUACUAUCAAGAAACCAAAGGUUAUUCGGAAAAUAGAGAGGGAGAUGCUGGACGAGGUGGAUUCAACUCUCGCGGUGGACCCCACAGUAGAGGCCGUGGUCGGGGUAGAGGAAGGGGCGCUUACUAGUCGUUUUUUUUGUUCUGUGUUUGUUCAGAUCUUCCGUUUCCUGUUGUUAAUUCUUCCUUGAGAUCUCUCUCCAAUUUCAGGGAAGAUUGUUAUUCCUCAGAUAAAAAUUUACAUUUGUUUGUGGGCUGCACAGAAGUUAUUAGUAUUUAGAAUCUUACGGAGCUUUUAACGAUCAAUCCUCUUUUCCUGGGUAAUGCUAGUAACUUUUGCAGUUGAUUUUUGAUGAUCCCUGUGAAAGAAUAUUGUCUGAUAUCAAAGAGAGAGAAGUGCUACCAACAAGAUAAAUGGUUUGAUUGCAUGAUAGUCUCUUGAUAAUCAGCUAAAAAAAAUAAAACAAUAUGUAAUUUUAAAAGAGGAAAAGUAAUAACUUUGAUGAAUCAACAGUACUAUGUUUUCUCUCCUAGUGCAUCUUGUGAAAUCAGCCACUUGUUUUAAAUUUUGUAUACAAGUGCAUAAAGUUGUAUUUACUUUGGAUUUGUGUAGUUUUGUUACCUAAGCAAUGCCCAUCGGUUUGUUUCAUUUUCAUCCAUUUUUAAGUUGCUUUUUAUUACGGGGGGAAAAAAUGAGACUUUUUGUGUGUUGUUCUAGUUUUUUUAGUUUCAAAAUAAUAUUCCAUGUAACUAAUUGUGAGAUGAAAGUAUUUAUCAAUCGGAACAAAGAGGCACACACAUCAGAAAAAUAUUGACAGAUUAGAAUGAAAAUAUCGGUGAGGAAUUUUUUUAAAACAUUAUCAAGAUCCUCCUCUUAAGUUUUUAAACUACAUGUGAAAAUACUGGAAUUUUUUGGCUGCAUGUAUCAAAUUUUGUGUACUUAGUUCACACGAUGAAAUAGAUUCAAACUGUGGAUAAAUUUCCCUUGCUUUUUAAUAAUUAGAAGUGUGUAAAAUUGUUGUAUUUCAUCGGCAAACGCAUCAGAUGGAAGAGUUUCAUAUUUUUCAGCUUUGCUGUCAUUUCUUAAGUCUGAUUACCUAGUUCUUCUUACGGCAAUUUUUUGUUCCAACGAUGUGCCUUAAUUCCAGAUCUAAGUACAUGCAUGGAUCACCAUGAGAUGGUGUAAUUUUUUAUUACCAAGUUCCUUUUGUACACCUUAAGGUAUCUUGUCGAGUUUUACAAACACAAUUCUUUGCUGCUGUCAUACUUGCCGUCUACAACAUGAAAAUUGAGAUAAACCAUGAAGGGGAAAAUCUUAUAUAUUCUUUUGUUAAGCCAAAAAUCAUCAAGUAUUUUGGGAAAAAAAUUCCUCCAAAAGGAAUUCUGUGAUAAAAAAUUUAUUUAACUGCCGGUGAAGCAGUCCCACCAUUUUAAUUUUUUGUUUGUAAACCAUCUAUGUAAGAAUUAGUAACCACCUUGCUCAGAGAUAGGUGUCUUUAAUUUUCUGGCUCCAAUGGGAUUCGUCUAAAACUAUAAAACCUUCUCUCUUGGAUAUCGACCAAUUUAAAGUACAAUACAACUAAUUCCUUGCAGUGUAACAUCCUAACAAAAUUCAAAAUCUUGUUUUUAAAAGUUUACUUCGAGAUUUCUCUUAAAAUUCAUGAGUGCAGUCAAUUUUAGCUUGCAAAAUUUUUUUUUUGUAAUCACAAAUUAAUUACGUUCAAUCACUGUAACAUCUGGCAUCUGGUUAUUAGGGCAAAAAUGUAUUUCUUUUAUUUCCUGUAUGUUUUCUUACCUUUUUGUAAACCAUUAUAUACGCCGCAUAUCUCAGGAAAACCAAUGGUUUAGAAGUUAUGAGCCUGUUUUUAAAGUGUUGGCCUGAAUACGAUAAAAUUGAGAUAAAAUUUUCCUCAUGGCGCUUUUCAGAUAACGUAGUAUGUGCGAAAGUUAAAAGAUCAUACAUUUUCUUGCUAAUACUAUGCCAUACUUCCAUGAGAAUCAGAAUCUACAAAAAAUUUGAACUGAAAUUGAUGCCACAUGGUCCAAAAUUAACUCAUCUGAUACAGAGCCAAGAUAGCUUAACAUCAUCUCCCACAUUCUCCCCUAGGUGGCUUCAAUUUUAAACGUCUGAGUACCGAAAACCCAUGAAUUCUGUGCGCAGUACAAAAUGAACAGAUGUCUGCCCAAAUAAAAAGACCAGAGUUCGUUAGUAGGCAUGGUAAAAUUUAAAAAAUGAACAACGACAUCACUAAAUCAAAUAGAUUGGACUUUUAAUUUUUAAUGAUUACCGAAAGCACAUUUUACUAUCUUCUUCCUGAAAAGAAAAUUGCUCAAAGCAUUUCUCAAUAUCAUCGUUUGCUCACAAGAUCCAAAAUUUCAAAGUCUAAAUUUUUCCCAGAAAUUCGUUUGAGGCCUUGUAAGCCCUCACUGAAGAUGAACACACUUGAAAUUGGUUGAUAUCCAGGGAAAAGUGGAGGUUUUUCUAAUUUCAAAUUUCUUGUAAACAUUUAACACUAUUAAAAUUAAAGUUUGACUGAAGGAAAUUAUUUGUAGGCUUUUUAGUUUUUAUCCCAUUAGUUUGUGGUAAAACUUAAAUGAUAACAAAAACCUCCCGGUUUUGAAAAUGUUCAUUCUCUCCCAGUACAGUCCAGUUGAGUUCGUAGUUGUAAUAGCUGAACAUCACCUAGUUCUUGCUCAAUUUUACCUCUCUUUCAGAAGUCAACAAGCUCAUUUUCACAACGGCACAAUUAUGUCCUCUUUUGAUAAAUGGUCUUCAAAUUGCUGACCCUCUGUUACUCUGUCAAUCCCCUCCAGAAACAUUGGUUCAAUUAGUGUUAAUUUUGUUCCUUUUUUUUAAAUUAAGCCAUGAAAAAGUUUCUAAGAAUUUGUAAGCUGGUGAAAUGAUUUGCUCCAACAUGAACAGUCCGUAUGAGAGAGUAGGCACUCUUUUAUAUUUUUAACUGACAACCACUUUCUUGGUCCCUGGACGGAGUACUUUGCUUUGAUGGAUCAGUAUGUACUUCACCUAAUAUGAAGUACUUGUCAUCUGUUAAAAUUAAACUGCAUCAAAAUGAAA